Messenger RNA from Symbiodinium sp. CCMP2592, 3309 nucleotides. The record is from the annotation of a GenBank genome assembly. Lineage: Eukaryota; Dinophyceae; Suessiales; Symbiodiniaceae.
AUGGACGUCAUCCUUCGCGGGCUCACGGAAAACGUCAUCCCGGGAUCUCAGGCGCAGUUCGCUUUGCGUCGCUCUCAACCGGCACGGGGCGUGGACACUCCGCACCCAUUGUCUGUAGCGGUUGCCUUCCGUCCACACGACGCCAUGGAAGCAUUGCUGGGAACAACGCUGUUGCAUGGAACGGCGCAGGUGGCGACUUCGUCACUGCAGGGAGGGGUCGUAGCCCUCUACUUUUCCGCUGGAUGGUGCCCUCCGUGCAAAGGGUUCACUCCUCAAUUCCGCAAAGUGUACGAGCACGCAAAAUCGAAGAAUCGGGCCUUCGACGUCGUUUUUGUAUCCGGUGAUCGUGACGAGACCUCUUUUCGGGAGUACUUCGGCAAAAUGCCGUGGCAUGCAUUGCCCUUUGCGGACCGCCAACGUCAACAGCAGCUCUCUGCAAAGUUCGGUAUCCGUGGAAUUCCUUCGGUUGUCCUGCUCAGUUCGUCUGGGCAGCUUUUGGAUGCCAGCGCGAGAGGCAAGGUGAUGGAGUCUGGGUUCGUCCUGUCCCUGCCACGCUGCAUCGACUUGGCGUCGGCGGCGCUGUCUGAACCGUCGGGCGCCGUACAAUUGCAGCUGCGAUACAAAGGCUGCGAGUAUGACAUCGAAUGUGAGCCCAGUGAAGGCUGGGAAAUGCUGCGCAUGCAGAUCUACUCCAUGAUUGACGUGCCAGCCGAGCAGCUGAAGCUGUUUGGGCUGGGACUUGAUAAAGGUCAACUGGAUGAGUCCAUCCCUCUACCGCAGGCCUUGGCGAGGGGCAUUGCGGCCCAGAAGAAUUCAGGUCUCCAACUGGCCAAGGUGCCAUUGGAAGGAAGACGAGCCUCCUCGAGUCACGAUGACGACAAGCCAGGGCAAAGGCAUCACACAGGAACCUUGGACUCAGCCAGCGCUUGGUGUUCCAAGCGCGAUGACUGCAGCCCCUGGUACCAACUGGACCUAGGGGAGGUCGGAAAUGUUGCGGGAGUGGUUUUGGCCUCGCGCGUGGAUUGUGGCCAAUGGGUCACAAGGUUCCGGGUUGAGCUGGCCGAUUCUGAGGAUGGACCCUGGACUUCGGCUGACGAUGGCAGGGAGUUCGAUGGGCCAGGCUACGCACUCCCUGUGCGUGCGGUCUUUCAAAACGGCUCACAGCUUGCCCGCUUCGUUCGAAUACUGCCACUAAGUCACCGGAACCAUUGCUCUCUCCGCGCAGAUUUGCUGCUGGCUACAGGAGAGCCGGACAAGCCGCCUGUAAUUGUCGCCCUGGGAAACUUCAGUGAGGGAGACCCCUUCGAAUCUGAGACGCCCGAGGUGCCAAUGGACACCAUGAUGGAGGAGCAGCACCUGGCGAUGUUGCAGGCCAAGCUGAGCUCGCUGCCACCCAAACUCCAAAAUCAGGUCGGAUCCCUGGCCACAGUGCAGGGAUAUGAGAAGAAGCCGCUACAGCGACAGGCGCUGGACGAGAUUCCUGUCCUUGCCCUCGAUGCCGCCGUGGAUCCAAGCGAGAGCUACGAGAUCUCCUUCAUGAGGAUGCUGGUGCGUUGGUUUAAGCACGAGUUCUUCAGCUGGACGAAUGCACCCAGGUGCGAGCACUGCGGCUCAACCGAAACAAAAACAGUGGGUCGUGCCGAGCCCACCCCCGAGGAGAAGCACUUCAAGGCCAACACUGUCGAAGUGGCAGCAUGUUCGAAGUGCGGCGGCCAAACGCGAUUUCCUCGCUACAACGAUCCAGCAAAGUUGCUUCAGACCCGAACCGGGCGUUGUGGUGAGUGGGCCAACUGCUUUACGCUCGUGUGCCGUUCCCUAGGCUACGAAGCUCGACAUGUGCAUGACUGGACAGACCAUGUUUGGACCGAAGUCUUCUCGGACUCCAAGCAAAGGUGGUUGCAUGUCGAUUCUUGUGAAGCGGCACUGGACUCCCCUCUCAUGUACGAGAAGGGCUGGGGGAAGAAGCUGACAUACUGCAUUGGCUUCGCUCGAGAUCACGUGGUGGAUGUGACCAGGCGAUAUACGCAAUGCUUCGAGGAGUUGCUCCCCCGGCGGACGCAGUGCUCAGAAGAGGAGUUGAAGAAAGCUGUGAGCGCGAUCGACGAGUUCGCCUUGGAUCGAUCGUUAGUGCAGUAUCCCGCGACUGUGGCUGCUGCUCGCCGCGCUCUGCUACUUGCGAGGGCUGAUGCCGAAGCACAGGAGACAACGCACGUCGCCACACAGGCCGAGGAGGUCGGCCGCACCAGUGGAGAUGCCUCCUGGCGCGCCCACCGAGGCGAACUUGGGGCCAACGAUGCGGCAAAGAAGAAGGCCCUUGAGUGCUCGGAAACGGGCUUGGAACAAGCAGGCACAUCACUCCCCUCGACGGGGUACAAAGGUGCACACGACGCGCAGGCAGCGCUACGGGCGAGGGUGGCCAAGUUGAUGGCCACAGGGCUUUCGGCGAACGAUGCCUUGUUGAAGGUGCUUGAGGAGGCGAAGCAGAAGGUAUCUGCAAAGCCGAUGAUGAACCAGAGCAGCAACACCGGAUCGGGUUUGCAGGACUACACGACUUUCAACAACUCCCUGCCGCACAGCGCCGGCUUUUUGGGAGCCUCGGAGCUUUGGGCCGAAGGCCCUGGAGGCUCCGAGGGCUCGGGCGCCUACCUUCAGAACCUCGUUGUCAGCGAGGAGCCGGUGCUCACCGAACACCCACCUGUCUCUUUCAAGUGGUGGGCGAAGCUGGACGAGGCAUCGGACUGGGGCCGACUUCUCUUUGAGGGCCUCGAUGCGAGGAGCCUACUCCAUGAGGCCAGUUUCGGCAGCGCGCCGCUGGUGGCCUCCAAAGCCGCAGACUUCUGGCACCACAAGGUCUACGACAUGGCGGUCGGGCGUGUGUCUCCCAGGACGGACCCAGAGAAGCUGGCAGGUGAGUUUUGGCUCUCCAAGCAGGCCAUGAACGUCGAACCGAUGUACUUGCACUGCCAGGGAACACUUGCUCAGGCGUUGGAGAGUUGUAUCAUGCUUCGUUUCAGCUGUGCCCAAGAUGUUCUCCAGUCUCUGCAGCUUGGUCGGGCCAGACCGGCCGCACCAAUCCCCAGCAGAGGCGUCGUCUUCGGCAUCGAGCAGGACCCUCGCAAUGCAAGGCUGGUGCGGAUGUUCAUUGAGUAUCGCAACGAGAUCGUUGCAGAUAUGGUGCUCUGCGAGGUCUUCGAGGAGAGGGAUGAGGCAUCUUUUCAAGAAACAAAUGCGGACGGGACGGUCAGUGGUGGCAGAUUCAGCAGCCUACUGACUGAAAGGACAGCUGCACCUGAACCCCGACAUUCCUAA